UAAUAUUCCAUAUAAUUUGGUAGAAAAAAGUAUAAAAAAACAUUGGAACAGAAUUAGAAACCACACUGAUUUGUCACAAAUUAGUUUCCUAAAGAUACUUCAGUUUGUAUUUGAUACAACGUAUUUUAGAUUUAACAAUGAAUUUUACAAACAAAAAUUAGGUACACCGAUGGGUGCCAUCAUUUCUCCAAUAUUAGCUCAAUACGUUAUGGAUGACCUACUUGAGGUGUGCGUAGAUAAGCUGUCGUUUCAGUUACCAUUUCUGAAAAAAUAUGUGGAUGAUAUAAUUACUUCCAUACCUGAAAGUUGCGUGAGGGAAACUCUCACAGUGUUUAACAGCUAUGAUGCACACAUACAAUUUACAGUAGAGGAGGAAAUUGAUAAAAGCGUACCAUUUCUGGACACUAAAGUGAUCCGGAACAACGAUAACAAAAUUAUAUUAGAUUGGUACAUAAAACCGACCAGUUCGGGGAGAUAUAUGAAUUUCCACUCUUACCAUACAACGAAAACAAAAAUAAAUUUGGUCAUAGCAUUAAAGACACGAAUAGAGAGGAUUUCUCACCCAUCACUAAGACAAAAAAAUCUUAAUAAGCUUUACGACAUGCUGAUUAACAACUCAUACCCAAGUAGGUUAACUAAAAAAUUGUUAUAUAGCACGACCCCACUAAGAGCUCCAAACCCGCGGAACACGGUCGUCCACUCAGAUAGCCCAGAAAUGGACGAUCUGAGAUGUUUUUAUUUUUCAUUGCCAUACAUUAAAGAAUUAACGACCACACUCACAAAAAUUCUGAGAGCACAAACAAAUAUUAAGAUAGCAUAUAAACAAACAAAAACAUUGGGGAGUGUCUUUAGCAAACUAAAAGAUAAGGAUGAGGUACAAAAGAAUUCAGAAGUAAUUUAUAGCAUCCCCUGUAAUCAGUGUGAUCAGGUAUACAUAGGACAGACAUCGCGAGUACUUAAGGAUAGAAUUACGUCACACAAGAGUGAUUGCAGACUCAAUAAGAACACCUGUUCAUUAGCAACACACUCUAACCAAAUGGAUCACGAUGUUAACUUUGUUGAAACAAAAAUUCUCCAUAAAGAAAGCAACUACAACAAAAGAGCAAUUUUGGAAAUGGUGGAGAUCUUCUUGGAACCGAAAUCGAUCAAUAAAAGAUCUGACAUUGAUGGCCUCAGUGUGAUCUACUCUAAUGUCUUAACUUUACAACCAACCGUCAAUCGAAUUGCGUUUGCUGAUAAUAGUGUCGUCACAAUGUAAUUAUAAUUUAGAAAAAUAGUCCCAAGCCUCUAUACAUUAGGUGCCUUGUAAACAAAAAGGAGGUAACAAAAGGAAAAAAAGAAGGGAAAAAAACUGGACGGCUGGCGGUAGUCAUAUUAAUAAAACCUUUCCAUCAUUUGCGUUUUGCGUUUGAAGUAAAAUUCGUUUAAAUAAAAUGUAACAACAAUUUCGUCUAGAUGGCUGCCCUCGGUUAUAAUAAUUAACGGUCGUAUUUGAUUCUUUCUGUUAUCCGGAUGAGUUUGGUGUUGGCCUAUAAUGGCACUGUAGCAGUAAGUACUUUAACUAGAAGACUUUAGUAUUAAAUAACUAAGAGCCGCUUUCAUAUUGUAGCCCCUGAAGAAGAAAAUAAACAUUUUCGAAAGCUUGGUGUAGCACAAAAGCCUUUUAUUUGAGCCCUCAUCAGGACCGAUACCCCAAUUAACUAAAAUUUGUUGUUCAACUAGCCGGUCACGACUACCGUUUUGUGUAUUUUACAGGAAUGGGGUUUUUCCAAUCAAUAAAAGCUCGAUAUGGAAACGAAGCAGUUUCACUACUCAAACAAUGGGCCAGGCUCGGCAGCAAACUAUCAUCGUUUGGAAACAGGAAGAUAUUCUUACUCAAAUGCAGACAGACAGGGAUCAUACCGAGACACAUUACAGACGGGACCAGAAAUUUGGGCAUGCUUUUGGAUUUGACCGAUGGACAUAUGGGGGACCGCAUUCGGGAUUUCAAUACCAGGAAUGGGGUUUUUCCAAUCAAUAAAAGCUCGAUAUGGAAACGAAGCAGUUUCACUACUCAAACAAUGGGCCAGGCUCGGCAGCAAACUAUCAUCGUUUGGAAACAGGAAGAUAUUCUUACUCAAAUGCAGACAGACAGGGAUCAUACCGAGACACAUUACAGACGGGACCAGAAAUUUGGGCAUGCUUUUGGAUUUGACCGAUGGACAUAUGGGGGACCGCAUUCGGGAUUUCAAUACCAGGUUGAAUAACAAAUUAAUUAAUUUAGAAAUAUCACUCACUAUUUCAACUAUCAAUCGUAUAGAAAAAUCACUGAAACAAGUAAGAGAGAAAGUUUUGACAUUGAUUCCGGGGGAUGUUGUUGACGAAUUUGGUAAAAGACAACAAGGGUCAUGUGAUAAAAAAUUCAAAACCAUCAAAAAAAAGAACAUAAACAAAUUUCAAAACUUGAAGUCGCAACAGCAUCACUUAACAAUCAAAACACAAGAUAAUUGGGUUAAGAAUAUUUCAGAGGUUGAGGUCCCGGAUGAUGUCUUGAGGUUUCUCUCUUUAGGUUCGAAAUUUUCCGUGCCACCAAGAUGCAAUGAAAUCUCAGUCAAACGUUUAAUUGCUGAUGUAGAAACUAUAAUUAAAGUUGUACCAGAGAACGCAAAAAAUACUGUAAGAGCUAAGUUUACUAAUGUAUUGACUAAUUUUUUAAAACAACCGGCAAAGCGUAGCUAUAUAGACAUUUUGUUAAAAAAAACAAAAAAAAUUUUUAAGGAUCACGCUGAGUUGGUCGUUUCUAGGGCCGAUAAAGGGAAUGUGACAGUUAUUAUGUCUAAAGAUACAUACAUUCAAAAAUCAAACGAAAUUCUGAUGGAUCGGACCUAUUACGAGCGUCUCAGAUGUGAUCCUACAUCUACUUACCAACAAAAAGCUAACAAACUUGUCAAAUCAUUAAAAGAUCAAAAACAAUUAACACAUGAGGUAGCCAAAACUUUAAAUAUAUAUAAUCAAACUUGUCCUAAAUUUUAUGGCUUACCCAAAAUACAUAAACCCCAAUUGUCCUUAAGACCGAUAAUUUCAUCAAUUAAUGCUCCGAACAGUAAACUGGCUUCAUUGUUGACUCAGGUUUUAACCAAAGCAUAUAAUAAGAAUAAUGAUUAUUUCACAGGUGAUUCAUUUGAGUUUUCUUCAUUUAUCAAUGACAAACAAUUACCUAAUAAGUAUGUUCUUGUGAGCUUGGAUGUCGUCUCUUUAUUUAGUAAUAUUCCAUAUAAUUUGGUAGAAAAAAGUAUAAAAAAACAUUGGAACAGAAUUAGAAACCACACUGAUUUGUCACAAAUUAGUUUCCUAAAGAUACUUCAGUUUGUAUUUGAUACAACGUAUUUUAGAUUUAACAAUGAAUUUUACAAACAAAAAUUAGGUACACCGAUGGGUGCCAUCAUUUCUCCAAUAUUAGCUCAAUACGUUAUGGAUGACCUACUUGAGGUGUGCGUAGAUAAGCUGUCGUUUCAGUUACCAUUUCUGAAAAAAUAUGUGGAUGAUAUAAUUACUUCCAUACCUGAAAGUUGCGUGAGGGAAACUCUCACAGUGUUUAACAGCUAUGAUGCACACAUACAAUUUACAGUAGAGGAGGAAAUUGAUAAAAGCGUACCAUUUCUGGACACUAAAGUGAUCCGGAACAACGAUAACAAAAUUAUAUUAGAUUGGUACAUAAAACCGACCAGUUCGGGGAGAUAUAUGAAUUUCCACUCUUACCAUACAACGAAAACAAAAAUAAAUUUGGUCAUAGCAUUAAAGACACGAAUAGAGAGGAUUUCUCACCCAUCACUAAGACAAAAAAAUCUUAAUAAGCUUUACGACAUGCUGAUUAACAACUCAUACCCAAGUAGGUUAACUAAAAAAUUGUUAUAUAGCACGACCCCACUAAGAGCUCCAAACCCGCGGAACACGGUCGUCCACUCAGAUAGCCCAGAAAUGGACGAUCUGAGAUGUUUUUAUUUUUCAUUGCCAUACAUUAAAGAAUUAACGACCACACUCACAAAAAUUCUGAGAGCACAAACAAAUAUUAAGAUAGCAUAUAAACAAACAAAAACAUUGGGGAGUGUCUUUAGCAAACUAAAAGAUAAGGAUGAGGUACAAAAGAAUUCAGAAGUAAUUUAUAGCAUCCCCUGUAAUCAGUGUGAUCAGGUAUACAUAGGACAGACAUCGCGAGUACUUAAGGAUAGAAUUACGUCACACAAGAGUGAUUGCAGACUCAAUAAGAACACCUGUUCAUUAGCAACACACUCUAACCAAAUGGAUCACGAUGUUAACUUUGUUGAAACAAAAAUUCUCCAUAAAGAAAGCAACUACAACAAAAGAGCAAUUUUGGAAAUGGUGGAGAUCUUCUUGGAACCGAAAUCGGUCAAUAAAAGAUCUGACAUUGAUGGCCUCAGUGUGAUCUACUCUAAUGUCUUAACUUUACAACCAACCGUCAAUCGAAUUGCGUUUGCUGAUAAUAGUGUCGUCACAAUGUAAUUAUAAUUUAGAAAAAUAGUCCCAAGCCUCUAUACAUUAGGUGCCUUGUAAACAAAAAGGAGGUAACAAAAGGAAAAAAAGAAGGGAAAAAAACUGGACGGCUGGCGGUAGUCAUAUUAAUAAAACCUUUCCAUCAUUUGCGUUUUGCGUUUGAAGUAAAAUUCGUUUAAAUAAAAUGUAACAACAAUUUCGUCUAGAUGGCUGCCCUCGGUUAUAAUAAUUAACGGUCGUAUUUGAUUCUUUCUGUUAUCCGGAUGAGUUUGGUGUUGGCCUAUAAUGGCACUGUAGCAGUAAGUACUUUAACUAGAAGACUUUAGUAUUAAAUAACUAAGAGCCGCUUUCAUAUUGUAGCCCCUGAAGAAGAAAAUAAACAUUUUCGAAAGCUUGGUGUAGCACAAAAGCCUUUUAUUUGAGCCCUCAUCAGGACCGAUACCCCAAUU
This is a messenger RNA of Cylas formicarius (sweet potato weevil), 4940 nucleotides long. RefSeq lists its product as uncharacterized. The transcript has 2 exons. Lineage: Eukaryota; Metazoa; Arthropoda; Insecta; Coleoptera; Brentidae. The record is from RefSeq and is a predicted model, not a curated record. The coding region runs from base 1957 to 4500 and encodes 847 amino acids.